Messenger RNA from Erigeron canadensis, 4402 nucleotides. RefSeq names its product protein ENHANCED DOWNY MILDEW 2-like. Lineage: Eukaryota; Viridiplantae; Streptophyta; Magnoliopsida; Asterales; Asteraceae. The transcript is spliced from 19 exons. The record is from RefSeq and is a predicted model, not a curated record. Bases 121 to 4302 code for a protein of 1393 amino acids.
CUCCCUCACCUUGUCAGACACCUGCACCAAAUUUCCCCCAAUUUAAUUCUCACUUCUUUACAAAUCAUCAUCCAUUAUUAUCCGAUACAUACGAUACAUACAGUGGCAGAAACUUAGAACAUGGCAUCUUCGGAUGAUGAGGGUGAGACAUUUCCAGAUGCCGUCUCGGACUACUAUUUUUCUGAUGGACAUGAAGAACCACUUCCAUUUUCAAAGCUACCUGUGCAAUGGAAUGAGAGUGAGAGUUCAAGUGCUACUAUAGGGUCCAUUUUUCUGCGUGGCACCGUUGAUAAUGGCCUUAGAAAGUUUUACCAGCAGGUCAAAGCAUGGAAGUAUGAAUUCUUGACGACUAUUCCAGAGAUUUCAGUGCUUUGCAAAGAUAACCACUGGAUCAAACUUCAAAAACCUAGGAAGAGCUAUCAAAAUUUGAUUAGGUCAAUAUUGAUCACUGUGCAUUGCUUAUGCUUCCUUAAACGCAAACCAGAAGCAUCUGGGAAAUCUUUGUGGGACCACCUUCUGAAAGUUUUUAGGUCGUAUGAUGUGAGCCCUUCAGAGAAUGAUUUGAUAGAUCAUAUCAACUUUGUUAGAGAUGCUGUAAAGAGGGACGAAACUUUGGCAAACUCCAAGUAUUUGGCUGCAUUUUUAGAGAAUCCUGGAAAGAAGAAGAAACCUGAUGAGGAUGCUGGAGUAGCUACAAAGCCCAGCUUUAUAGUCGAUGAUAAUGAUGAACCACAAGAUGAUGACUUCAUCAUUAAACAGACUGAAGAUAGUGAUUCUGAUGAGGAGGAUCAUUUUGAUUCAGUUUGUGCCAUAUGUGAUGAAGGUGGUAAACUUACCUGUUGUGAUGGGAAAUGUUUUAGGUCAUUUCACCCGGAUAGAAAAUCCGAGGAGGCACAAGAUUCCAAAUGUGAAUCCCUCGAUAAAACUCCUAAAGAAUUGGAGGGACAACAAUUUAAAUGUGAGAAUUGUCAGUAUAAUUUACAUCAAUGCUAUGUUUGUGGUAAACUUGGUUCUUCUGAUAAGUCUUCUAAUGCAGAGGUUUUUCGUUGUAGUUCUGCAACUUGCGGCCACUUUUAUCAUCCACAAUGUGUGGCAAAUCUUCUUAAGAAGAAUGAUAAAGCUGAGCAACAGGUUCUUAAAGAAAAGAUUACUAAGGGAGACCCGUUCAUAUGUCCCGCUCACAAUUGUGCUGUUUGUAAGCAAACAGAAAAUGAAAAGGUGAAAGACUUGCAAUUUGCUGUUUGCAGGCGGUGUCCAACAUCAUAUCACAGGAAAUGUUUACCAAGGGGUAUCAUGUUUGAAGAUCAAAUUGAUGAUGGGGAUGAUGACGAUGCCGAUGCCGAAGUCAGGGCUUGGGAUGGACUUUUGCCUAAAUGUCGUGCAUUGAUAUAUUGCAUGAAACAUGAAAUCAUUGAGGAACUAGGCACUCCUGCAAGAACCUUAAUAUUUAAGAAUAUUCUUCAAAGUCCGACAGAGCAACCUUCUGGACCAUUAAAGAAGAAAAAGAAAGUUCCAAUUAAGGAGACGGACACAGAUUCAGAACACCCGUUCAAGAAGUCUGUUAUGAAGUUACAGCAUGGUGUUGAAAAUAGAUCUUCUAGUAAACUGGAAGGUUCCUUUAAGAAGAGAGCCGAAACUGGGCUUGAAUCCUUAAAGAAAAGGAAGGUAGCAGAUUCCUCUACAAAAACUCUAAGGAGGAAUUUGUCAACAAAAGCUAAGCCCAGCUUGAAUGAUGGUCAACCAACCUUGGGGAGCAGAUUGUUCGAUAUGUAUAAAGGGACACAGUCAAACAUAUUGGAGAAUAAUGACACUUGUGUAGAUGAACAUGAGCAAACCAUGACAGGCGAUUCGUUACCUACAGAAAUUUUACCUCCCAUAGAUGACAAUUCCAAACAGAGAAUACUGGCUUUGAUGAAAGAUGCUGCUUCAUCUAUUUCGCUGGACGACAUAAAGAAGUACCACAAAGGAAAAGUACCAUCAACGCAUGCACAUUCAUCAAGAGUAGACAAAAACAUAAUGUUGUCUAGGGUGGAAGGUCAUGUGGAGGCUCUUCAUCUAGCUCUGAAAAAGCUUGAAGAAGGAUGCAGUGUUGAGGAUGCAAUGGCUGUUUGUCAACCUAGUGUCAUUGACCAGCUACUGAGGUGGAAGGAAAAGCUCAGAGUCUACCUUGCACCAUUUCUGCAUGGAAUGCGAUAUACGUCCUUUGGUCGCCAUUUUACAAAAGUGGAUAAGCUGGAGAAGAUUGUCGACAAGCUUCAGUGGUAUAUAGAAGAUGGUGACACGGUAGUUGACUUUUGUUGUGGGGCAAAUGACUUCAGUUGCCUUGUAAAGAAACGGCUUGAUGAAAUGGGGAAAAUGAGGUGCUUAUUCAAAAAUUACGAUAUCACCCCACCAAAGAAUGAUUUCAACUUUGAGAAGAGGGAUUGGAUGACUGUUCGUCCAAGGGAAUUGCCUUGUGGGUCUCAAUUGAUUAUGGGACUAAACCCUCCAUUUGGAGUAAAUGCCUCUCUUGCAAACCAGUUUAUUGACAAUGCCCUUCGAUUCAAGCCGAAGCUUCUUAUUCUUAUCGUUCCUCCAGAAACCGAAAGGCUGGAUAGUGAAAAAAAGAAAGUUCAAUAUGAUUUGGUGUGGGAGGAUGCUGAGUUGUUGGCCGGCAAGUCAUUUUAUCUCCCUGGAUCUAUUGAUGUCAGUGACAAGCAAGUGGAUAGUUGGAACAACACUCCACCACCAUUAUACCUUUGGAGCCACCCAGAUUGGACUAGUAAGCACAAGACUAUAGCUCGGCUGUGUGGCCAUAUACCUGAAGUACGAGAACCACGGCAAUCUGAUGAAAAUAUGCCUGUACCAGGACCUUCAGUUGUAACUGGUGACAAAGAAAAUGAUCUUCCGAUGCCCAUUGUUAAUCUUCCUGGUAUAAAGAAAGGUCCUGAAAGAACCACAGGUAAAGCGAAAAAACGCAACAAAAAGAGAAAGAGUAAAGAAAGUCUGGUCCAGGAUAAUGGUAACACUGAAAUAAAAAACAAGAAGACCAUUGAGGAGGAAAAGUCUAAUCAGAACCCAAAUAAGAGAAACCGUCUUAGUCAAGAAAAAGAACCAGAGAAACCUGACUAUAAGCAUCUUGGGGAUCCCUCGCGUCAAGAACAAGAAGCUGAGAAAUAUGAUGACAGAGAUCCUCGGGUGUUCUCUGAUGAAGGUCAAGCUCAAAAACAUGAAGAAACUCUGAAACAUGAUAAAAGUCGAGCUUCCCCUCUUGAAGAUUAUGCUCAGAAACAUGACAAAACUCAGGCUCCCUCUCGUGAAGAUCAAACGCAGAAAGUUAACAAAAAUCAGGCUUCCUCUCGUGAAGAUCAAACGCAGAAACUUAACAAAAAUCAGGCUUCCUCUCGUGAUGAUCAAGUUCAGAACUACAAAAUGCAGGGUCCCUCUCGUGAAAAUCAAGCUCAGAGACACGACAAAACUCAGGGUUCCUCUCGUGAAGGUUCCCAGAAACCUCGUGAAAUUGAAGCUCCGAAACUUGACAAUAGGCAUGCUACUCAUGAAGAUUCAGCUCAGAAGUUUAACAACAAGCAUCAUAGAGCCCCAUCUCGUGAAAAUGAAGUUCAGAAACUGGACAAUAAGCAUAAUUCACCUACCGUUCGUGAAGAUCAAGCUCAUGAAACUCGUGAUACAGAUUUUAGCUUUUUGAAUGAUGAACGAUUGUUUGACCAAAGCAUAGAGAUGAGGUACAACGAUGAAUCGACUUUUAGCUUACAGAAUGAUGCAGGGCCAUCAUUUGACCCAUUUUUGGAUAGAAGGUACCCAACCACUGAGGAACCUUAUCCAGGUUCAGGCUAUAGGCGAUUAGAGGGUACUAAUCUUCUAACUUCUAGCUAUUCAACAAGACCUGAUCCGGUUCAGUAUACUGCCUAUGAUAGGGUUGGUAGGGGGUCUUAUUUUGACGAAAUGAGUUCACGAAGCAGUAACUAUUCGAUGGCCCAUCAUGAACCUGGAUUAACCAGGGGUGGUGCUGCAGAUAUCAUACCAUAUAACCGGACUAGCACAUCUACAAUGCAGCGGUAUGCACCAAGGCUGGAUGAACUGAACUCAAGGAUGAACAUGGGGAGGUCUGAAGUAGAUGGGUUGAGCCACACUAGGAUGAGUAGCUUGGGACACCCUGAACCGCUUAUUGGAAAUCGCGGUGUUGUUGGUUAUCACCCACCUCUGCACGGACCGGGAUAUCGUACGGAUUCCAUAGGGUUUGCACCCGGUCCGUACAACCCAUAUUCACAACAUAACUCGUCAGGUGGUUGGCUGAACGAGUGAUCAAGGUUGGCGUAGUUCGCUUUUAUGUUGCAUAUCUUUCACUUUGUGCUGUCACAUAGUUUGAUGCUUCUGAAAUAUAUGGAUCAUGGUUUUCGUGUAA